AUGGCUAGUCUCGCCGUUCCCCAACAUGCAUACCUCACUUCCGAGCUCUGGAUCGUUGAAUCUAAACCAAUGAGAAAGACACGCAUCUCAUGUGGUAAAUAUAUCGAACGCCAGGUCGUUCGUGCAUGGAAGCGCGUUACUGGUGUUACUCGGAAACAUCAGCGUGCUUCUUUCCUUCCCAAGGAUUUCAUCCUUGUCACUUCUCACCGCCGCAGCGUGAGGUUGGCUUGAAUAGUUCCGAGAGGAGGCAGCUGUGUUGUCACAACCAUUCACAGGCGGCGCACACAUGGACAGCAGAGAGAUCGGGCUUCUGAAUCGCACACAUUCAUUUUUCUAUCUGGGACAUUAUAUCAUUAUUUGACGUGGAAAUAUAGUAUUCACCGCCCACUCUAGGUCGUAUCACUUUUAACAAUACUUAUGCUACAUUUUUUAAAAUAAUUAAUCCAUUAUAUCCAUUGAAUAGACAGAGAAGCUACAGUUUCGAACCC
This is a messenger RNA of Suillus discolor, 488 nucleotides long. RefSeq lists its product as uncharacterized. The transcript has 2 exons. The record is from RefSeq and is a predicted model, not a curated record. Bases 1 to 231 code for a protein of 76 amino acids. NCBI's taxonomy places the organism in Eukaryota, Fungi, Basidiomycota, Agaricomycetes, Boletales, Suillaceae.